Molecule: messenger RNA, 3208 nt
Organism: Dryobates pubescens (Downy woodpecker)
Lineage: Eukaryota; Metazoa; Chordata; Aves; Piciformes; Picidae
Exons: 8
Coding region: 68-3208 (1046 amino acids)
Molecular function (GO): nucleic acid binding
Source: RefSeq, a predicted model, not a curated record
GGCAUAUUUUUUUAAACCUCUUAAAUAUAAAUAUGGUAAAACUUGGGGCUUACAUCAAUUUUUAUAUAUGCCAAAUGCCCCAAAGUCAUUGCUGGGGAGGGAUUUGUUGGAAGCAUUGGGAGCUGAAAUUAAAUUUAAUAAGGGGAAGGUAGAAUUCAGAGUAAGGGAGGAACAGUUGAUUGAGGUUUUAAGUCUUGCAUUAAUGAGCCCUCGACAAGAGAAAAACAGAAUAAGAGAAAGCAUAAAAGAUCAAAUAUAUCCUGGAGUCUGGGACACUGAGCAGCCUGGAAGGGCUAAAAAUGCCCUACCUGUGGUAAUAGAUCUUAAGCCUGGAGCUCCACCAGUUAGAUUAAAACAAUAUCCUUUAAGGAAAGAAGAUAGGGAAGGAGUUUUGCCUAUUGUAGAAAAAUUCUUAAAGUAUGGGCUGCUAACAGAGUGUGAAUCAGCUUACAGUACUGCAAUUUUACCUGUAAGGAAAGCAGCUGGAGGGUAUCGGUUAGUGCAGGACCUAAGGGCUAUCAAUAAAAUAACAAAGGAUAUCCAUCCUGUGGUGGCAAACCCAUACACCCUCUUGACUCAAUUAAGAACAGAAUUAGAAUGGUUUACCGUCUUGGAUCUAAAAGAUGCCUUUUUCUGUUUACCCCUGGCCCCCGAGAGCCAGCCACUGUUUGCCUUUGAAUGGGAGAACCCAGAAACUAACCGAAAGUGUCAAUUAACUUGGACAGUCUUGCCUCAAGGAUUUAAGAACAGUCCUACUAUCUUUGGAAAUCAGCUUGCAAAAGAAUUAGAAAGGUGGAACAAGCCAGAAGGCAACGGAGUUCUGCUACAGUAUGUAGAUGACAUCCUGCUGGCCACCAAGACCAGGACGGAUUGUGAAAGGUGGACUGUGAGUAUGCUGAAUUUCCUGGGACUGAAUGGGUAUCGAGUUUCCCCACAGAAGGCCCAAAUAGUACAGCAGCAAGUAACCUACUUGGGAUAUGAAUUAACAGCAGGACAACGAGUGCUGGGCCCAGAAAGAAAGGAGGCCAUCUGUUCUAUCCCCCUGCCAAACACAGUAAAGGCACUCCGAACCUUUUUGGGAAUGACAGGGUGGUGCCGGUUGUGGAUUUAUAAUUAUGGCCUGCUUGUGAAACCCCUCUGUGAAUUAUUGAAAGAGACUGAUAAGGACUUGCAAUGGAAUGGGGAAGCUGAACAGGCUUUCCAUACCUUAAAGAAGGAAUUGAUGAGGGCACCAGCACUAGGCCUACCUGAUGUCACUAAACCUUUUUUAUUGUAUUCCCAUGAAAGCCAAGGGAUAGCACUCGGAGUCCUAGCACAAACCUUAGGACCCUACCGAAGGGCAGUGGCAUACCUCUCUAAACAACUGGAUGAGGUAAGCAAGGGAUGGCCAGGAUGCCUGAGGGCCGUGGCAGCAGUUGCAAUUAACAUUCAAGAGUCUCGCAAAUUCACGAUGGGGCAGAAGAUCACGGUCCUGGUAUCACACACCAUCUCUGCUGUUCUAGAAGCCAAGGGAGGACACUGGCUGUCUCCACAACGAUUUCUUAAAUACCAAGCCAUCCCAGUGGAGCAGGAUGAUGUAGAAAUUAAAGUUGCUAACUUUGUCAAUCCAGCCUCUUUCCUCCAGGGUGGUGAUGGAGAACCAGUUAUUCACGAUUGUUUGGAAACAAUUGAGGCCACUUAUUCCAGCAGACCUGACCUGAAGGAAGAACCCCUGGAAAAGGCAGACCAUAACUGGUACACUGAUGGAAGCAGUUUUGUGACUCAGGGAGAAAGAAAAGCUGGGUACGCUGUAACUACUGCAGAAGAGUCGGGGAAGAGACCAGGGCCGGCCGCGCCGCAGCCCGAGUGCACGGCCCGGGCGGCCCAACCCGCCACCGCCGCAGCCCGACGGGACGGCCCGAGCCGCCGUGGCCGCUCUGAGCGCACGGCCCGGCCCCUCCGCCGCCGCAACCCGCGCGGAACCACAACCGACCGCUUCUGGCCAGUCCAAAGCUACACCAAUGCACAUCGCAGGCACAUCGCCCCCCCACGGGGCGUUCGCAUACCGAGGCAUCACCGCAUCCGAGUUGAAAACCUGUAUGUACUAAUAGUGCUCAUACUGGUGGAACUUACACUGACCGUGACAGUGGGUCCGUUCCUGUUGCUGUAUAACAUCCUGUACUGCCUGUGGCAGACGCUCCUGUGCAAGCUGUGGCGGCCAGAACCAAAUAGGGGCAAAGAGCUCCUGGAGGCCAAAGCGAAGAACACCAGAAAGCAGCAGGAGCUGAAUGUCCGUCAUGCUGACAGUCCCACAGGCACCAAGCCUGCACGUGUGCAGGGAAAACUGCAAGGGCCAGAGGUCAGGAGGAGGGCCUUGACUGGCAAGGACAGGAGGAGAGAAGUCCUUCCAGAAAUGGAGGACGAUGUGGAAGAGCUGCGGCGUGUGGUGGUCUGGGACUACGCCUCACAGACCUUUAGCAGCAGCGAAGCCCUGUCAGAGGACUCUGGGGACUAUGACACCAGCAGCAGCGAAGCCCUGUCAGAGGACUCUGGGGACUAUGACACCAGCAGCAGCGAAGCCCUGUCAGAGGACUCUGGGGACUAUGAGACCGCCAGGAGCGAAGCCCUUACAGAAGACUCUGAGCACCCUGACGACAGCACCAACCAGGUCGCAGCAGAGACCACUGGGCACCACGAAAGCAGCACCAACCAGGUCGCAGCAGAGACCACUGGGCGUCACGAAAGCAGCACCAACCAGGCCCCAGCAGACACCUCUGGGCGUCACGAAAGCAGCACCAACCAGGCCCGGCCUCAGCAGCGAUUCAGGGCACGCAUGGCCAGCAGGAUGCGCAGGGGCCUGGCCAGGCUGGGCAGAGGUUUCCGCACGGCCUUCUGCUACCGCAUAUCCAUGGAAGAUGAGGACAAAGCCCUCUCAGAGACCUCUGGGGACUAUGACACCAUCAGCAGCGAAGCCCUGUCAGAGGACUCUGGGGACUAUGAGACCGCCAGGAGCGAAGCCCUGACAGAAGACUCUGAGCACCCUGACGACAGCACCAACCAGGUCGCAGCACAGACCACUGGGCACCACGAAAGCAGCACCAACCAGGCCCGGCCUCGGCAGCGAUUCAGGGCACGCAUGGCCAGCAGGAUGCGCAGGGGCCUGGCCAGGCUGGGCAGAGGUUUCCGCACGGCCUUCUGCUGCUGCAUAUCCAUGGAAGAUGAGGAGUAG